CUAUAAAAGCGAUGUUGAAAAACGAACUAUAGAUCCCUGUCUUUAUCAGAUACGAUUAGAUCUGCGACCGCAGAAAAAAAAAUAAAAAAACUUCCGACGUCAACGACCACCACUUAAACACUCAACACCACAACCACCACAAUGCCUCACAAGCACAAGAGACGCCAAAAUGACAAGUACCUCCACGACCUCCCCCCGUCACUGGUCGCAAAACCUCUCCCAGCCCGAGACCUCAGCGCCAAAUCCAAAGCUACUGGAAGAAAGAAGAAGGAGGAACAAGAAAAUUUAAAACGGAAAUAUGAAACUAAGCAGAAGGCCGGUCAAGAUGAUACCCCGCGAGCAUUCCGUCACUUGAUGCAAUUCCAAGAACGUCUGAAGCAGAAGCAACAAUCGGCCAGCACCAAGACAGACGACGCAGAGAGCGGCAAGAAGAAGAGAAAGAGGGGCACAGAGGAUAGAAAAGAAGAAUCGAUACCAAAGAAGAAAUCUGGUGCUGCUACUACUACUACUACUACUACUACUACUACUACUACCACGGAUGCCACCGCUGCCGCCGCAAAGUCUGAACCCCAGGGCCCGAAAAUCCUCCCUGGUGAGAAAUUGUCCGACUUCUCUGCACGAGUUGAUCGUGAGAUGCCAUUAUCCCUGAUGAAGCGGUCCGAGAAAACCCCUGCAGGCGACAAUCCCAAAAUCCGCGAACAGCGUCUGACCAAGCACGACAAGCGUCUGCGGCGGCUGCAGGCACAAUGGCGCGAGGAUGACGUGAAGAUCCGCGAGCGCGAACAAGAAGAGCGCGAGGAACGGGAAGCGGAAAUGGAGGACCAGCUUGAAUUGUGGAAGCAGUGGGAGACCGAGGCUGGGAAGACCAAGGCGAAGAAGAAGGCUGAGGCACAGAAGAAAAAGAAGAAGAAUAAGGGGAAUAAGGGGAAUGGGAAUGCCGCUACCGGUGAUGAUGAUUCAGACGACGACUAUGAUGGCGCAGAUCCCUGGGCUAAAUUGAACAACCCGGAGCGCAUAAACAGGCAAACAAACCCUCAGGAUGUCGCGCAGGCGCCGCCACAGUUGACCAAACCCAGAGAGAUCUUCAAGGUCCGUGGUGGUGCUAAGGUCAAUGUUGCCAACGUACCGACUGCUAUGGGAAGUUUAAGGCGAAGAGAAGAGUUGGCCGAUGAGAGAAAGAAUAUCGUGGAGGAAUAUAGACGACUUAUGGCCGAGAAACGACAAUAGUGCUUUUCUUUUCUUUUCUUUAUUCUCUCUCUUCUUUGUUGUUGGGAGCAUGUUUAGAAGAGUACAUUUGCAACUCUUGAUUUCUAUGCAGGAAAGAAAAGUAUUUAUGAUGCUUUUUAUAUACAAUGUACCUAAUACCCCAUAACACCAGAUCCUAAACUAAAAGAGGACUUUUUGCUAUAUCAAACAAUCACAAUACAACCCUUACUCUUGCUGCAAAGAUUUAACGUAAUCUGCAGCCUUAGCCUUAAUCUCCUCAACCAUCUUCUCAUUACUACCCUUCUCCUCGAAAUCAAGCCAUUUCUUGAAGAAGAACUUCGCCUGCUUGGCCCGGAGCUUCUUGCCCGUGCCAGCCGCAAC
Messenger RNA from Aspergillus ruber CBS 135680, 1587 nucleotides. RefSeq lists its product as uncharacterized. The transcript has 2 exons. Lineage: Eukaryota; Fungi; Ascomycota; Eurotiomycetes; Eurotiales; Aspergillaceae. The record is from RefSeq and is a predicted model, not a curated record. The coding region runs from base 142 to 1227 and encodes 361 amino acids.